AUGUUUGGGAAGAAGAAGAAGCGGGUGGAGAUCUCAGCGCCUUCCAACUUUGAGCAUCGUGUGCACACGGGAUUCGAUCAGCAUGAGCAGAAGUUCACAGGCCUGCCCCGCCAGUGGCAGAGCCUGAUUGAGGAGUCAGCGCGCCGGCCCAAGCCCCUCAUUGACCCUGCCUGCAUCACCUCCAUCCAGCCUGGUGCCCCCAAGACCAUCGUGCGGGGCAGCAAAGGUGCCAAGGAUGGGGCCCUCACGCUGCUGCUUGACGAGUUUGAGAACAUGUCGGUGACACGCUCCAACUCCCUGCGGAGAGACAGCCCACCACCCCCUGCCCGAGCUCACCAGGAAAACGGGGUGCCUGAGGAGCAGGCCACAGUCGCCAAACGAGGCCCAGAGAAGGCAGGCGCCCAGGGCCAGGUUGCUGCCCGCAGAGAGACAGGUGGCGACAGCAGUGACAGGCGGCGGGUGGGGCCAGAGAAGAGGCCCAAGUCUUCCAGGGAGAGCCCGGGGGGCCCCCAGGAGUCCUCCCGGGACAAACGGCCCCUCUCUGGGCCUGAUGUCAGCGGGGCAAAAGUGGCAGCUGGCCGGCCCUUUAACACGUACCCAUGGGCUGACACCGAUCACACAUCCCGUGCUCCCCAGGGGGAACCUCACAGCAGGGCCCCCAAUGGGCCAUCAACAGGGGGCCGAGCUACCCCCCAGUCCUCCUCCACUAGGCCCCUCACCCAAGCCCGAGGCACUCCCAACCCAGGUGUGCUGGGUCCUCAUACCUCCGAGCCCCAGCUGGGCCCUCUGGCCCACACCUCUGCUGUCCCCACCGCCCCCACCAUCCCUGCCACCCUGGGUCCCCCUGGCCCUCGCUCACCACAGCGGGAGCCCCAGCGGGUGUCCCAUGAGCAGUUCAGGGCCGCCUUGCAGUUGGUGGUGGACCCUGGUGAUCCCCGCUCCUACCUGGACAACUUCAUCAAGAUCGGCGAGGGCUCCACGGGCAUUGUGUGCAUCGCCACUGUGCGCAGCUCAGGGAAGCUGGUGGCCGUUAAGAAGAUGGACCUGCGCAAGCAGCAAAGACGUGAGCUGCUCUUCAACGAGGUGGUUAUCAUGCGGGAUUACCAGCAUGAGAACGUGGUGGAGAUGUACAACAGUUACCUGGUGGGCGACGAGCUCUGGGUGGUGAUGGAGUUCCUGGAAGGAGGUGCCCUCACUGACAUCGUUACCCACACCAGGAUGAAUGAAGAACAGAUCGCAGCUGUGUGCCUGGCCGUGCUACAGGCCUUGUCUGUGCUCCACGCCCAGGGUGUCAUCCACCGAGACAUCAAGAGCGACUCCAUCCUGCUGACCCAUGACGGUCGGGUGAAGCUGUCAGACUUUGGGUUCUGUGCCCAGGUAAGCAAGGAGGUACCACGGAGGAAGUCGCUGGUGGGCACGCCCUACUGGAUGGCUCCUGAGCUCAUCUCCCGCCUUCCCUAUGGACCAGAGGUGGACAUCUGGUCUCUGGGAGUCAUGGUGAUUGAGAUGGUAGACGGGGAACCCCCGUACUUCAACGAGCCACCCCUCAAAGCCAUGAAGAUGAUCCGGGACAACCUGCCACCUCGGCUAAAGAACCUGCACAAGAUGUGA
Molecule: messenger RNA, 1611 nt
Organism: Elephantulus edwardii (Cape elephant shrew)
Lineage: Eukaryota; Metazoa; Chordata; Mammalia; Macroscelidea; Macroscelididae
Gene: PAK4
Product: p21 protein (Cdc42/Rac)-activated kinase 4
Exons: 8
Coding region: 1-1611 (536 amino acids)
Biological process (GO): intracellular signal transduction; regulation of MAPK cascade; protein phosphorylation
Cellular component (GO): cytoplasm
Molecular function (GO): ATP binding; protein serine/threonine kinase activity
Source: RefSeq, a predicted model, not a curated record